AUGCAGCUCGCAAUGAAGCGCUUGGACGAAGGCAAUAUCGAGUCCACCGAGCAGUUCUAUAGAGCGGCUACAGACCUCAUUAUGGAAGCUCACUAUCUCUCAAAGCUCGACCAUCCAAAUAUCAUCAAGAUCCGAGGUGUUUCUUCCACUCCUUUCUCCGCGUCGUUUGGCGAGGAUGGAGACGGCUAUUUUAUCACCAUGGACGUCAUGCAAGACACACUAAGAGACCGAAUUCCCAAAUGGUACGAUGCUAAGAGUUCCUUUGACAACAAAAAGAAAGGACUCAAGAACAGACUAAGCGGGAAACGAAAAAAGCUGAACGUGGAAAGCAUGUAUGGUCGAAUUGAGACCGCAGCUGUCGGUAUUGCAGAAGCCAUGAAGUACAUGCACGAGCAAGAUAUUGUUUUGAGGGAUCUGAAGCCCGCCAAUGUUGGUUUCCAUGCGGAAACAGGCAAAGUAUGUCUGCUUGACUUUGGUUUCGCAAGAGAACUUUCCCUUUGCAGUGACGGAGAAAUCUGUGGGACUCCCCGAUACAUGGCCCCCGAAGUUUUAAUAGGGGAAGGCUACUCAUUGAAGACUGAUGUGUAUUCCUUUGGAAUCAUGCUACACGAGAUUGCUUCGCUCGAGCAUUCCUGGAGACCAAGAAAACGGUCUAUUUCGAGUCAUGCAGAACUGUUGACUGCUUGUGAUACACUGCCAAAGCCAUCUACGGAAAUCAUUCCAUGUCGCAAUACGGCAUUGCUGAUUGAAGAUUGUAUUUCGGAUGAUGCUGAAUCGCGUCCAACUUUUGAUGUGAUAUGUAUGACUCUGAACGAAAUCUUAUCAUCCGCAGUGAAGUCAAAAGAUCACCAUCUUGGUGACAUCUCAGCUCUGAAGUCUCAAAUUGGCGCGAUUGGAGCUUCUGACACCUGUUCAUGUUGCACUUCUCCCGAAUCUUCUCUGUCGGAUGAUGAAUUUGAUGGAAAUGAAGUGUUUAACAACAGUGCCGAAUGGUAG
Molecule: messenger RNA, 996 nt
Organism: Cylindrotheca closterium
Lineage: Eukaryota; Bacillariophyta; Bacillariophyceae; Bacillariales; Bacillariaceae
Source: the annotation of a GenBank genome assembly